Andrographis paniculata is the source of this 2070-nucleotide messenger RNA. RefSeq lists its product as uncharacterized. The record is from RefSeq and is a predicted model, not a curated record. The transcript has a single exon. Gene Ontology annotation, molecular function: heme binding. NCBI's taxonomy places the organism in Eukaryota, Viridiplantae, Streptophyta, Magnoliopsida, Lamiales, Acanthaceae. Bases 145 to 1965 code for a protein of 606 amino acids.
GACAAUUCUGUAGUAGGAAGUCAAGGUCUCGUCCUCCCCGGAUCUGUCCUUGAAGAAGACGUCAUUCUUGGAGCACUUUCAGUCGCUCCCACUGACACGGUCCUUCAGGGAGGCGGUGUAUACGUUGGCGCCCCAUCUUCUGUCAUGGUGAAGAACACUCAACAUUUAUUCAAUGACAGAAUCGAAGAAAUGGACAUGAAAUACAGGAAGGUACUCGGGAAUCUAGCAGCAAGUCUGGCCGGCUCGACCCUCAAGCUUCGGGCAAGAUACUUCCACCGAAUCGGCGCAGCUGGUAAGGGAUGCCUGAAGCUUUACGAUCACAUACCAGGUUUCCCGGAUCAUAAGAUCUUUUCCCCCGGGAAGAGUUAUUCUGUCAUGAUCCGACACAGCAACUGCUUGAGCUCGGAUGACGACGCUCGCCUUGAUCCACGUGGUGCGGCAAUAAGAAUCAUUUCAGGCAACAGUGAUGAGAAAUCGCCUCUGCUUGAUUUGACAUUGAAAACGGGCAAUGCAUUUCACGCGCGUUCCAUAGGUGACUUCACUGCCUGGCUUGCGUGUGGCGACGCAGCGCGAGAAGAGCAAGUGAAGCACGCCCCACACAUUCGGGAUGCAAUGUGGAGCUCUUUACGGCGAGCAGACUCUUACGCCGAGCUUCAUUACUACUCAAAUAUUUGCAGGCUGUUCAGAUUCUCCGAUGGCCAGGAAAUGUAUGUCAAAUUCAAGUUGAGACCAUUUGAUAAGAAGUUCAAUGAGGAUACCGGGAAGGUAGAGCCGAGGGGUAUACUUCCACCGGAAACUGGCGCAAUCCCAAGAGAUGAGAGCGACACACGUCCUCUGCGUUUCCUGGCUGAUGAUUUUCAGCGGCGGGUGUAUUCUCCAGACAGAGUUCGCUAUGUCCUUCAGCUGCAAACACAACCUGUCCCAGAAGAUGAAACAACGCGUGAGAUUGUGCUCGACUGUACCAAACCAUGGGAUGAAGCAGAGUUUCCACAUUUUGAUAUAGGCGAGAUAACAAUCGAUCAGCUGCUUACCGAGGAGGAAUCAGAAGGUUUGGAGUUUAAUCCGUUUCUUCGAUGCCCAGAAGUUGAUGUCAUCCGGGCUUCUUCCUGCAACCAGAGUGCAUCCUUGGAUCAUGGCAGAUCGGUGGUAUAUGAAAUAUGCCAGCAUAUGCGAAACAGAAAGCCACUUCCAGAGGCCUGGAGGACAUUCUUGGACCAAUCGGAUGUCAAAGUUGACCUCUCAGGUUGUCCGAUGGCAGCUAAACUGGAGACGAAUAAUGCAGCCAAAGAGGUGACUCUGGCAAGGCCAUGGAAUGUAACAAUCUGGUUGACGACUGCUCAACCGUUUCUACAGAUCUUCAUGCCUUACUUCCUGAUGGGACUGGCGAUCUUCGCGCCGAUGAACUUCAUCAUUUACCUGAAUAACAACAGCAGCAACAAAACACAGUUAUAUUACCUGCUGCCCGUCUUCUGGCUUUGCUCCGGCAUCCUCGCAUCCCUCCUCUGCGCUUCGAGUAAGUGGAUUCUGGUGGGGAAGAAGAUAGAUGGAACAACUGAGCCAAUUUGGAGUGUAGGAAUAUUCAUGGACACAAUGUGGCAGGCGAUACGUACACUGGUCGAGGAUUACUUUGUCGAAAUGAUGGGCGGAUCAUUUCUCUUCUACAUAUGGAUGAAGCUAAUGGGAUCAAAAGUUUCCUGGGACAGAGGGGUGUAUGUCGACACCAUGGGAGCUGUGCUAAACCCUGACCUGAUAGAGAUACAAGAGUAUGCAUCAGUCGAGAGAGAAGCUCUGCUCUUCGGACACAUAUAUGAGGGUGAAGACGGUAAAGUUAAGUAUGGAAAGAUUACUGUCGGGAAAUCUGGAUUCGUAGGAAGCCGGGCUGUUGCCAUGCCUCGAGUGACCGUAGCUUCCGAAGGCAGCCUGACUGCACUGUCCCUGGCAAUGAAAGAAGAGUUUGUCAAUUAGUUUCCAUGUAAAGUGUAGGAAACAUAUAGAAGUACAACAUAUGAACAAAAAGCAUAUCUUUUGUAUUGUUCGGAAGAUCUUUAUUAUCUGAAAUUUAGCAAAGUA